UAAAGCGACAUUAAACUGCAUUCAUCCAUUGCAGAAAUCAUCAUAUUUUUAUUUUAACUGGUUUGAAAGAAAGGUAACGAAAAGUAGCACUCAGUAGUUCCUAGACCUCAUAUCAGACUUUUUUGCCAAAUGCUUGUGAGUAUUGAAACCAUUCAGCGACGUCAGUAUUUCUAAAUUCGCACGACCCUUUCCAGCAAGAAAAUCAAAGAUCCUUUAAUUCAUUCCGAAAAAUCGAAAAACGACGAUCACCUUCAUCCUCUACGACAUUAUCAAAGAAUUUCGCUAGAUCAAAAAAUCAAACGAAAAAUCGACUUCGAGAUCCUGUAAAUCAGUCUUGAAAGGCAAGAUCCUGUUUUUCACCGAUCCCUCAUAUCGCGACAACAAGAUCCCGCCUACCAAGAAAAGCGAUCCUUCUUCCGAUCAAGUCCAAGUUGCAGAUCUGCCGAUAAAUCGAGCCACAACAUCCUCGACCUCCUCAAUUUCAUCGAACAAAAUGGCAUCUACAGGCUUCUGGAACUCUGGCAGCACUGAGCUGGUUCUACAACUUGUUAUCUUUGUUAUAUAAUUUGUUCUUGUGAAGUUCAGGUUAGACUUCUAAGAUGAUGAAUGAAUGAAUAACUCAGAUUUCAAAACUAAUCUCACGCGUCAUCUUUGAUGAAUCAAAUUUAGAUUUCCACUCUUAGAUCUAGAACUAGACUUGGAGAUAGCAAGUGGCUCCACGCAAGUCGGAAUGCAAAUCAGUAAGCUAUCUUAGAAAACCACAUACUAAGAGGUUCUUCACCUCACGCGUUUCACACACUACGACAUACUUGGACACUCUUAGAGCAUUCUGUGUUUUAGGAGUCAUUUCACCUCAACAUAAUUUCUAUUGUUGAACACCAUAGGAAAUGAUAAAAAAUAAAAAACAUUGAAAAAUAUAAAAAGUAAAUACUACGUACAUCUUCGUCAUUUGAAUACUUUUGUACUACUAGUCUCCCAGCCCCAACAGGUUUUCUAUCGUGUACGAGUGUGUCCUUAUUGUAGUACCUCUCCAUCCUCGCAAUCACUACAUUUUCUAGGACACAAUUUUCGUAACACUAAAUCUGCGGUGGCAGGAUUGUUUUAUAAUAUACUUCAUAAAUUGGAAGAACAAGAAGCACCACUAAUUUUCUUAUACUUUGAAGAUAUCGUUACCGUUGCGUUUUCGUCCCUCAGGGUACCCUGCUUGGUAUCGAUUCGAAACCCUCCGGCUCUGCCGGAAACAUCGACUCUUGGCUCACUGACGUUUUUGGUGGGGAGCAAGAGCAAUCGAAGUCCUUCGGCAACAACAACUCUACUUCGGGAAGUUCGACCUUCUUUCAGCAGCAGCUGAAUAACCACGGUUUUAACAACCCAAACUCUACUGCGUCGUUAUUGUCGGCGCUAACUGGAGGUCAACAACAACAUCCUCUGAACAACAGCGGUGGCAGCUUCUACGGAGGAAAAGGUGGAGGAAGCAAGGACUUUCAGAAAGGAAGCUCUUACGGCCCAUCUUCGUACAAGAGUGGGUCUCACAGUGCUGCACCUUACGGUGGAAAGCAGAGCAAAGGAGGCUACAAAGGAGGUGAAAAGGGAAGCUACAAAGGCGGCAAGGGACAUCGUAUUAUCUACGAGACCAUCCCGAACACUAGAGCUACAGGUGACGUUCGCUACAUCUCCGCAAAGCCACCGGCGAAGACUCAGGUGCCUGGCACUGUCGUCGUUAAGGACACUACAACUACUGCAGGAGCUGCAGGGGUUACGCUCACGAAGACUUUGAGUAAGCCAAGAAUUGAUUUGGCCACCCUCAUUGAGGAGGACAAGAAAACUCGUGCCGCAUCUUCGAGCACGGUCGUUUCCACUGCAGCGCCGAGCACGGACGAAUCGUCGCCGUCUUCCUUCGAUAAGAAAGGAACGUCAACGACCAGCGCUGCGAGCAAUUCUACUCCCAGUCCUCAACGCGAAACCAGUUCCGUAGGCGUUGGCACUUCAACCUGUCCUCUUGAUCCGGAAGAAGACACAGACGUCGAAAUGGUCGCUCCAGAAGGAAACAUCGGCUUCUGUGGCCUCGGCCAGAUGGGAAGCCAGAUGCUGCGUCGCAUCUACUACGCCGGAAAGUGGAAGAACGUGUACGUCCACAAUCGUACCUUCUCUCGCACCACGCAAGUCGUUCAAAAAAUCUUCGCGUCCGCUGAGGACUGCGGUCAGAUGGAAGUCGCACUUGGAGGUACCUACUUAAACUAGAGAUAGAAAUCAUGCUAGUAAUAUGAUUUCAAUGGAAGAUGUCCUUUUCCUGUUUUGUUGUAGGUGAUGCGAUAAAGUUCAUGGAAUUAGGAUUUCCGAAAAAUGUAGACGAUAAAAGAUCAUGUAAUUUUCAAAUAUCGUUUCCAAAAUCAUUAAAUGUGCAAGUUAUCAUAACAGGCAAAGGAUGGGGCAAGCACUGUGGAAAGCAGCGAUUGCGCUCCCUUGCUUCGAGUGCUGCGCACGUUUCUACCGAGAUUGCCCCGAUGGGAACUUUGCAGCAACUUGCGCUUGCGUGCAAGAAGGACACGCUGGUGAUGAUGCUCCGCGAUGAUGAGGCGACCGAAACGACUGUUGAUGAGCUUUUGGCGCAGGGAUUCGAAGGCACCUUCGUCAACUGUGCCACACUCAGCCCAGAGUGCAUUGCCCGCUUGCAAAAGAAGAUCUCUGACGCUUGCUGCAUCUCGUCCAACAAGAUCCUCGGCUUUGUCAAUUGCGCGGUAAGACCACCUUAGCCUUUGUGACAAUCAAUUUUGCUAUUUUUACAAGUAUUGAUUUUGAUCAAUACAGAUUCACAGAAGAUCAUUCCAAGAACACCUCCGCAUUAUAAUAACCCCGUCGUGAAGUAGAUUUUCCUCAACAACUCGAUCGUUGCUCUCACAACACAUCAAAAUAGGUAACUGGCCGUCCGGAUAGCGUCCAACAAGGUGAAUUGCGGUGUUUCAUUUCCACUGGUGGUAGCCCGAUUGGCAACGACGAAUUUCUGGCUAAGCACGUUGCCGAGAAGGUUGCGCCAUGUUGGUGCAAGGACCGCAGGCAAAUUCAGAUUGUCUCGCACACGGAUGUGACCGCUUCCGCAAGACUCAAACUCGCGAGCAACUUUCUCAUCUACGGCAUGGCAGAAGUGCUAGGCGAAACCAUGAACAUGGUCGAUGCGGCAGGAUUGAACCGCGACUUCGUGGCCUCGUUCGCCAAAUCCCUCUUCCCGAACACAGCCGUUGAUAAAUACGCAGAAAGAAUGGUAAGCGUUUAUAUAAAUAUAUUGAAGGAACUCACUGCGUAGCGGUAGUUGAGUAAUCGAUUUGGUGAAGUUGUUGUAGUUGAACCACAUAAAUGAUGUGUUUGCUUCCUCUUGUUAUAUACAAAGAAAAGUAUCGUAUUCCUUAAUUGACACACUCACAAUUUUUGUACAGGUGAAGCGUGACUUCGCUUUGUCGGAAAAGGGAUCGUCCUUGGGCCUCGCCCAUAAAGACAUGAAAAUGCUUUACAGCAUGCUUGCAGAGUCAUCUAAUGAUGCCGCAGCUGUGGGUACAAACAUAAUUUGUUUUUAUGUCGUUCUUUUAGCACAAAAGAUUUCUGUAAACACUUCUGUUUUUUACUUCCCCCUUGAAAUUUUUCAUAUUUCUGUAUUCUUCUUGCAGCUCUUCCACUUGCACGCUCUCAUACGUGAAGACGCAGUAAGUGUGAUUAUUGGUAGAUGUGGUUUCAACCUCGAAAAUCUUAAUUUCGAUUCUUAUCAGGUGUCGAAGCAGACCGACCAUGGUGGUUUGGUGAGGAUGAGACACCGACCGCAGGAGGAACGCCAAUUUCCACGCCACGCUUCUUCCCGGAUGGAGAGCAGGUAAAUGAUUUUGAAUAAUCUUUUUGAUUAGUUGUACGAAAUACAUUUCUACUCACAAGAUGAAUGGUUGUCGACUCGCUUCUACACUUAUUUUUCAUCUCCAAAGAAUAUGCUUCCAAUCCUAUGAUCAUGAUGUUUUUCUCGUCAAAUGCAGGUGUCCGAGAACGCUGCCAAGUUCCCGGUCUUGAAUAUGCUUGGAUGCCAUAUGGGGGCGCAGCUUGCACACUCUCCCCGUGGUGCCGACCAAGAGUGGGUAUCUAUCACUGAGGAAAUCGAGCACGUGAAAUCGAGCAGGGAACAAGAAAACAGCGAGGGCAGUGAAAACAGCGCAAAGCGGCAAAAGCUUGACACGGCCUCGCCGGCACCAGUAGCGUAAACGUAAUAUGAUAACCGAGGCGGAGGAGCUCGCUUUGUCUCGCUUCUGGCAACUCUGUGGUUAUUAGAUAUUUAGUGAUUAUUAUCGAAAGAUAUCGUAAAAGUUUGUCAAACAUUUUCGACAGGAUUAUGUUGAGAACUAUUAAUUUUUUGCUUUCACUAUGUAACUAUAAUGUCUUAUCAGAAUUAUCUAUGAUCAGCCAACAAAAAACUAAUGCUGAUACUAGUACUAGCAGUCCGGAGAACUUCCUUUUUUAGUAGUUUGCUCGGCCCAUGGAUGUCCUUGAUCGGGAGCACCACCCUAGUUCGCAGCGCCUCGAGCUCGUGGACUGUGGGGUGCUCAUGAUCCCCUCGUCGCUCUCUGGCCGGAUUAGAAACCACGCAUGCUUUCCACCGAAAGAUUAAGUAGAACAACAAUGCAGUAGAACCAGAACAGUAGAGUAGAAAAUAAAGCCAUUUCCGUGCAGAAUUUUUGGAACAGACACACACACACGGUUAUAAAAUUGAAGAUGUACUAGAAGAUGAAAUGAAGUAGAGGAGUGAGGCUGUAUAGAACUACUUUUACUAAUAUAAUGAACAAGUGAUUCAUUCUAGAAAUGAUCUUAUCUUGAAAGUGCCUCUAGAAGAAAUUCUUGUAUUGGAGUUUAAGGAAAUGAUCUUUUUACGUAUUCAUGUGCAUUAGUUAUUCAACUUAAGACGUGCAUUAGAUGGAGGAUAUGCAAACGUAUCUAUGCAAAGAUUAGAAUAUACGUGCUUUGAUGAUGGUGAGUAAUUUCUCCGUCAGCAAAGUGGAGGAGACAGACGUUAUAAGAAGGAUAUAAUAGAAAGGAGCUCCUCGUAUAUAAGAAUAAAGAGGAGGGCGUAGAGGCCAUUCGAAGGAAAUUUAAAAGCAUUUUUUGGACCCGGAUUAGAGAAUUGAAAACGAAGGAUAUGCAGAUGAUUGAUAUCAUCAUGACGUAACCCUGUCUACUAAACCUUUUGGUUAAGAAAUGAACACUACCCCUAGAAGUAAGAGAUUUUUCUAUCUUUUCAUUGCUGUGUUGUGUUUUAAUCUAGAACUUGUCUGACGCAGUACUACCUGAUGGAUGAUUAUUUACAAGUGGUACUACGAUUUACAACAACAUCGUACUAGAAUUAGCGAUCAUUCACGACGUGACGUAAUCCAGGUCUUGGAAAAAUGAGCUCGUGAGCUAAGUAAUCUUCCGCCUCGCUCUUUCCUGCCUUCUCCUCACCUGGCGUUGCGUGGGAAGCGAGCAUGGCCGAAGCACUAGGCCAGGUUGGCAAAAAGGGCCAUGAGCUGGUCACACAAACCGUACUAUCUAAUGAUCAUUCUUUCUCAUUUGCAACUCCUUUUUUAUGAAAAUAUUUUCGGCGCUUUAGACUGCGCGCGAGGAGCUUGCGGAGGAGUACCAACCCAUGUUCGACUUUCGAAAAAUGGAGCGAUCAAACCAAUCUUCGAAAUUGUAGCUACC
Messenger RNA from Amoebophrya sp. A25, 5706 nucleotides. The record is from the annotation of a GenBank genome assembly. NCBI's taxonomy places the organism in Eukaryota, Dinophyceae, Syndiniales, Amoebophryaceae.